AAGACGGAACAGGAUGAUGAUCUCUUCGCAUGUCCAAGUUGCGCCCUCUGCCUAUUCGGGUUCCUACUGAAUGCAAAGGUUUCUAGAGGGCGACGCUCAACCCCCCAUGGGUUUGAUACCCUGAGAUGAGGAACUGCCGCCUGCUUGGCUUCGUUGCCCAGGGCGCAAUACGGCAGCACCAUGCCCUGCAGCCCCUCCGUCAUGUGAGCCUCGACCCUGCCACCGUUGCUUCGCCCGCCUCGUCCCGAGCUGAGCCCAGGAGAGCCUACUCGGACCAGUGGCGCGCACCGCCGCUCCCGUCCGCCCCGGGCGUCGCGGACCGCGUGCGCUCCGUGCUCCGCCGGAUGCCGCAGUCAGUGGUGGUCGUGACCGUCGCGGCCCCGCCGUCCGCAACACAACAACAACAACGCCAAGCAGCGGCCGCCGACCAACACCACUGGCACCACCACCAGCACGCCGUCGGCAUGACCGUGUCGUCGUUUGCGUCGCUGGACCUGGACGGCGACGUGGCCGCCGUCGCCUUCAACGUGCGCCGGCCCAGCAGGACCCUCGACGCCAUCGAGCGCGGCGCCGGCGUCUUCAACGUCCACGUGCUCGCCGGCAACGACGCCGGCGCCCGCAUCGCCCGCCACUUUACCCAGCCCAACGACGCCGAUGGUGGCGGCAGCGGCGGCAGCAGCAGCAGCAGUAGCAGCGGUAGCGGUGGCGGUGGCGCAAGUAGGGACGAGAGCUGGCCGAUGCUGAGGAGGAAGCCCCGCGGCCUGUUUGAUGACCUCGAGCGCAGGGCGGGGUGUGGCGUCGUCGCUGCCGACGCUGGUCUCGACGCCGCCACGGCGCCCCCGGUGCUGGAGGGCCCCGGCGUGCUGUACGUGCUGACGUGCGCGGUCCCGUCGUCGCCGGCGCGGGGGGCCAUCACCGUCAUGAGCCACGCCAUCGUCGUGGCGGGCGUGACGGGCGUGUCGGUCGGCGAGGUGGCCGCCCUCGAGGAGCGAGAGGAAGAGGCCGCCACGCGGGGGAGCGGCGAAGCGCAGAGGACGCUCGGCCUGAGCUACGGAGACAGGAAAUACAGAGCGCCGGGAGGUAGCCUGCUCGGCGCUGCCGCCAGGGAUGGGGCGCGCGAGUAGGAGCUCCAUGGGCAGCCGAGAGGGAGAAAAUCGCGAGCUCCGUCGGCAUGCCCCCCAUGGCAUGAAUGUAACAUAUUGUACGACAUAUGACGUUAGAUUCGGAUGGGGUCGUGUCUGCCCAAGCUCGGAUAGAGAAUAGGCGGGAAGGAACGGGCGGCUGCCGCUAAUCGUUAUAGAUCACACACGACGCUUGUCUUGUAUUGGAGCUAUACCUGGGGAAAGUGGACAAUGCAAGGCCGUCUAGCUUCUCGUGG
Messenger RNA from Gaeumannomyces tritici R3-111a-1, 1378 nucleotides. RefSeq lists its product as hypothetical. Bases 126 to 1124 code for a protein of 332 amino acids. The transcript has 2 exons. The record is from RefSeq and is a predicted model, not a curated record. Lineage: Eukaryota; Fungi; Ascomycota; Sordariomycetes; Magnaporthales; Magnaporthaceae. Gene Ontology annotation, molecular function: FMN binding; riboflavin reductase (NADPH) activity.